Molecule: messenger RNA, 739 nt
Organism: Drosophila gunungcola (fruit fly)
Lineage: Eukaryota; Metazoa; Arthropoda; Insecta; Diptera; Drosophilidae
Product: integumentary mucin C.1
Exons: 1
Coding region: 57-632 (191 amino acids)
Source: RefSeq, a predicted model, not a curated record
GCCCAGCGCCGAUCUCCAUUUAGUUGUCGUGUCGCGGGAAAUCCAAUCAGACGAAAAUGCGAGCUGCCACAUUGAUAUUCGGCCUGCUGCUGGUGGUCAGUUGCUCCUCGAUUCUGGCCAAGCCGCAGGAGAGCAGCACCACCACACCCAGCACCACCACGCCCAAGCCCGAAGAUUCUUCUACAAGCACCACAGCUACGAUUACAACUACUGAGAAGCCCAAUUCGGAGUCUUCGACUGCCAGUACUACCACAAGUAGUACCACCCCCAGCACCACCCUUAGCACCACCCCCAGCACCACAACCAGUAGUGCCACCCCCAGCACCACACCCAGUACCACCACCACCAAUACAACCACCACCACAACCACUCCAAGACCCGAUGAUGAGGCCGAAAAACUACUGCAACAAUGUGCCCAGCUGAGCCGCCGGAAGAAACGCGGUGGCUCGUCCUCUUCCGAAGAAGACGACAGGGGCGAGAAGAAGUCGGCGAAGAAAGAGCGCAAGCAGUUGAAGAAACUGUGCAAGCAGUUGAGGAAGCAGCAGGAGCGCAAGCAGGAGAAGGCCCAGAAAUCGGCCUUAACCGAAUUGGCCGAUGCCCUGCGUAGCUACAACCAGAAGCAGAUGAACUAAGGCACCCAUUUAAUUAUUUAAACAAAUUGAUUUAUCUCUUUGUUUUAUAGUAAAUUUUUUUUUCUCAUACCAAAAUUAAACGAAUAAAAAAGUCAUAGUAUUAAAAA